Molecule: messenger RNA, 2501 nt
Organism: Eubalaena glacialis (North Atlantic right whale)
Lineage: Eukaryota; Metazoa; Chordata; Mammalia; Artiodactyla; Balaenidae
Gene: ELMO3
Product: engulfment and cell motility 3
Exons: 20
Coding region: 214-2376 (720 amino acids)
Biological process (GO): actin filament organization; cell motility
Source: RefSeq, a predicted model, not a curated record
ACUCCAACCCGGAACUAGCCUCGGCUCUGGCUCCCUUGGGAAGGCCGCGGCGCCUUGUCGGGAGUGGGAGCCUGCCUGGGCUGUGAGUGCGGGCCACGGGAGCCAAGUCUCGGGCAGAGGAACACCUUCGUCCUCAGGGGCCUCAGACCAGGUGUGCCCUUGGCGGGAAGUUGCACAUCUGGAAAGUACAGAGGCCCCCACCUCGGGUAGACUAUGGCGCCCCCGCGGAAUGUAGUGAAGAUCGCCGUCCAGAUGCGCGACGCCAUCCCGCAGCUCAUCCAGCUGGACCAGGCGAAACCCCUGGCCGCUGUGCUGAAGGAGGUGUGCGACGCGUGGAGCUUGCCUCACUCUGAGCGCUAUGCCCUACAGUUUGCUGAUGGGCACAGGAGAUACAUCACUGAGAACAACCGCACGGAGAUCAAGAAUGGCAGCAUCCUGUGCCUCAGUACUGCCCCAGACCUUGAGGCUGAGCGGUUGUUGCGUGGGCUGCAGAGCGAGAGUUGUGAAGGGCGCCGGGAAGCCCUUCGGCACCUCGUCCUGCUGGCCCCAGACAUGACCUUCACCCGGGAAGUCAUCAGCCGUGAUGGGCUUCAGAGACUAGGCUCCAUCAUUGAGGAUGGGGACGACCUAGGAGAGGUGCUGGCCCUCGCACUGAGGGCCUUCUUGGAGCUCAUGGAGCAUGGCGUGGUGUCCUGGGAGACGCUCAGCAUCCCCUUUGUUAGGAAGGUGGUGUGCUAUGUGAACAUGAACCUCAUGGAUGCAUCUGUGCAGCCCCUGGCCCUGGGGUUGCUGGAGAGUGUGACCUUGAGCAGCCCUGCCCUGGGCCAGCUGGUCAAGAGCGAGGUGCCACUGGAUAGGCUGCUGGUGCACCUACAGGUGAUGAACCAGCAGCUGCAAACCAAGGCCAUGGCACUGCUGACAGCUUUGCUGCAGGGGGCCAGCGCUGCUGAACGUAAGCACAUGCUUGACUACCUGUGGCAGAGAAACCUUCGCCAGUUCAUCUACAAGAACAUCAUCCAUAGUGCAGCGCCACUGGGCGACGAGAUGGCUCACCACUUGUACGUACUGCAGGCCCUUACGCUGGGGCUGCUGGAGCCGCGCAUGCGGACGCCACUGGACCCCUACAGCCAGGAGCAGCGGGAGCAGCUGCAGGCCCUGCGUCAGGCUGCCUUUGAGCCGGAGGGGGAGUCCCUGGGCCCUGGGCUGAGUGCUGACCGUCGCCGUUCCCUCUGUGCCCGCGAGUUCCGCAAACUGGGCUUCUCUAACAGCAACCCUGCGCAGGACCUGGAGCGCGUGCCCCCUGGCCUGCUGGCCCUGGACAACAUGCUCUACUUCUCCAGACACGCGCCCAGCGCCUACAGCCGGUUUGUGUUGGAGAACAGCAGCCGUGAGGACAAGCACGAGUGUCCCUUUGCCCGGAGCAGCAUCCAGCUGACUGUGCUGCUGUGUGAACUGCUCCAUGUCGGGGAGCCCUGCUCCGAAACUGCCCAGGACUUUUCGCCCAUGUUCUUUGGCCAAGACCAGAGCUUCCAUGAGCUCUUCUGUGUGAGCAUUCAGCUGCUGAAUAAGACCUGGAAGGAGAUGCGGGCCACUCAGGAAGACUUUGACAAGGUCAUGCAAGUGGUACGGGAGCAGCUGGCCCGCACGCUGGCCCUGAAGCCCAGCUCCCUGGAGCUCUUCCGAACCAAGGUAAACGCACUCACCUACGGGGAGGUCCUGCGCCUGCGGCAGACAGAGCGGCUGCAUCAAGAAGGCACACUGGCCCCUCCCAUUCUGGAGCUGCGGGAGAAGCUGAAGCCAGAGCUCAUGGGCCUGAUCCGCCAGCAGCGUUUGCUCCGCCUCUGUGAGGGGACACUCUUCCGCAAGAUCAGCAGCCGACGGCGCCAGGACAAGCUGUGGUUCUGCUGCCUGUCCCCCAACCACAAGGUGCUGCAGUAUGGGGAUGUGGAGGAGGGCGUCGGCCCGCCCGCCCCCGAGAGCCUGCCUGAGCAGCUCCCUGUGGCCGACAUCAGGGCACUGCUGACAGGCAAGGACUGCCCCCACGUCCGGGAGAAGGGCUCGGGAAAGCAGAACAAGGAUGUCUGUGAGUUAGCUUUCUCAGUCAGCUAUGACCACGGGGAGGAGGAGGCAUACCUCAACUUCAUUGCCCCAUCCAAACGGGAGUUCCACCUGUGGACAGAUGGGCUGAGCGCCCUGCUGGGCAGUCCCAUGGGCAGUGAGCAGACACGGCUGGACCUGGAGCAGCUGCUGACCAUGGAAACCAAGCUGCGGUUGCUGGAGCUGGAGAAUGUGCCCAUCCCUGAGCAGCCACCCCCCGUCCCCCCGCCCCCCACCAACUUCAACUUCUGCUACGACUGCAGCAUUGCUGAACCUUGACAGUGAGGUUGGCCAAGGGCCACAGCUGCUGCCACUGUGGUGGCCACAAAGGGUGGAGGUGGGGAGAAGCACAGGCACCCUGACCAGCAGAGGCUGCAGCAGAAAUAAAGUCUGCUUGGCUCUUA